AUGUCAAAUUCCUUAGUCAUAAAUAGAAUGAAAAUUAGUCGGCUGGGGAUGUUGAUUGCCUCUCUGAUCGGAUUCGUCGUGUUGAUGUUUGUUUGGAAAGGAAACGAAUCCAAUUCCACAUUGUACUUUGGACGACAUCAUGGUGAAAAAGAAAAUCACAAAACACACAUGGAAUGGCAAGAACCUGCUGUUAAACCUAAUGUCACAGGUUUGAUCUCAUUGCGACAAGCGCUUAACCAGGUGCCGAAUAGUUAUCAAUUGGAUCUUGAUGAUUUGUUGGAUAUCUUGACAACAGACCAGGUCAUAUGGUUAUUGAUGAACUAUACAACUAAAAUAACAUACCGAUGUAGGAAGGAGAGGCGAUUUGGAAACCCUGUACAUGAAGAUGGUGGUUGGAAUGUUUGCAUGGAUGUUGAUAUUAACCCAAGUGACUGCAUUGUGUAUUCUUUUGGUAUUGCCAACGACUGGUCAUUUGAUGAGGACAUAGCUAAUUAUGGAUGCAACGUGUACAGUUUCGAUCCUAGCAUUGGUCUGGACGAUCAUAAACACGCCGAUCGCAUCUGGUUCUACAAUAUGGGGUUAUAUGACGACAAUAUAGAUGAUCUUGUAGCCAGAACAAACCAUUGGAAAAAAAAUAUCGACGUUCUCAAAUUUGACAUUGAAACAACAGAACACCGAAUAUUCCAUCAACUCAUCAAAAGUGGAAUUCUUAGAGACAUCAAGUUAGUGGCCUUCGAACUCCAUCUUUCGUCAAUUAAUAUACAUAAACAUAAAGAAGAUACGUUACACGUUUACCGAGCCCUGAAAGGAGUAUUUGAAUUGAAUGAGUUCAAAUUAUGGGAAUGGCAUGAGAACGAAGUAAUGGCGAAAAAACAUUCACGUCACAGGAUGACUUACAUUGAAUUGUAUUGGAUCAACACUAGAUUUAUCCAACCACGAAACCACUCUCUUUAA
Saccoglossus kowalevskii is the source of this 954-nucleotide messenger RNA. Its product is annotated as putative methyltransferase-like protein 24. Lineage: Eukaryota; Metazoa; Hemichordata; Enteropneusta; Harrimaniidae. The record is from RefSeq and is a predicted model, not a curated record.